This is a messenger RNA of Theileria equi strain WA, 1119 nucleotides long. RefSeq lists its product as hypothetical. NCBI's taxonomy places the organism in Eukaryota, Apicomplexa, Aconoidasida, Piroplasmida, Theileriidae. The record is from RefSeq and is a predicted model, not a curated record. The transcript has 3 exons. The coding region runs from base 1 to 1119 and encodes 372 amino acids.
AUGUUAUCACGUUCCAAUGUUCUGAGCUACGAAAAGGGUGUGGCCGGAACCCAGAAUCCAGGAUCCCUGGAGGCGAAACUCAUACCUUAUGGCAAAAACUAUAUAUUGCCUACAAAUAAGGGUCUAAAGGCUAUAGAUUGGCAUUUGUGUACCAUAACGUGUGGAACGUAUUUAUCGCAAGGUUUACUCAUUAACAUCCUAUUCCUGAUAAUAGCAAACAUCUCACAGAUGCUACAAAACCAAUUAGAAAUUGACACUUCAAAUCUUCUGCACGGAAAAUUCUCUGGAAUAUUGACAGUGUCAAUUGGAAGUUUUCUAUCUUAUAGAAUCUCUGAGUUAAUUUUCCAAUAUGUUAUGAAACGCUACAACAAUGAUUCUUCAUUAAAAAGAUUAUAUGAAGUCAUUGUCCCUAAUAAGGCUUGUUUAUAUUGUGUACAAUUACCUGUCAAUAUUGUAAACCGUUUAACAUCUUUCCUCCAAAGUGAAAACAAGCUAAAACAAGAAGCUGUAGAGAACAUAGUUGACUCGGAAAAUACAAGGGUAAAGUCAGAAAAACUACAAUCUACCAAAAGACAACUCUUAAAGAGAGAAAUUGCCGUAAUAUCUGCAUACAGUUUGGCAACAUUUCUACUCCUGGGCGGAAAUGAAAUAACUCACCCUGGCGCAUAUGCUAUGCCAAAAUUAUCUCUGGAGGCAAACGGAUACAAAUAUGCAACAAAGGCCCAGAAGAGAACCAUCCAGAAAGUCGGGAAAACGUAUGGUUGUCAUACAUGCGGAUACAUUUCACAGAUUGAGCGUUAUAUUGCUGAUCAUCAACCGCCGUCUGGAGUGGUAAAACAACGUCUCAAAGGGAAAUACAUUUCAUUCCUGUUGAAGCACAAUCUUGUGCCUCUAAGUUUGGUGAAACCUAAGCAGCACUUCUAUCCUCAAUGUAUAAAAUGCUCUCAAAUUCAAUCACGCAUUGUUCGGAAGAGACAGUUUGUUACACAUUCACUGAUACCUCGUACCCAGGCACAAGAGAAUAACACACUAUUGGACUCUAAGAGCAUACCAACUAUGUCCUACUACAUUUUUCGCUACCAGGUUUGUAUAUCUAAGCACACACAUUUUUCUUCAUAG